This is a messenger RNA of Malassezia globosa CBS 7966, 2610 nucleotides long. RefSeq lists its product as uncharacterized. NCBI's taxonomy places the organism in Eukaryota, Fungi, Basidiomycota, Malasseziomycetes, Malasseziales, Malasseziaceae. Gene Ontology annotation, molecular function: ATP binding; 3'-5' DNA helicase activity; four-way junction helicase activity. Bases 1 to 2610 code for a protein of 869 amino acids. The record is from RefSeq and is a predicted model, not a curated record. The transcript has a single exon. Gene Ontology annotation, biological process: double-strand break repair via synthesis-dependent strand annealing; interstrand cross-link repair.
AUGAAUGAGUUCGAUGAGUUCGAAGGAGAACUCGAUGAUGGGUUGCUCGAGCAGAUUGAUGCCAUUGAAGCGCAUCACAUGCAUGUGCCACCGGCAAGGAUGGAGUCUGUAGCGGAGCUUGACGACGAAUUUGCCGAUCCGUCUCUUGACGCACUUAUGAUGAAUGAAAUGGAUACAACUCAAGGUUCAGACUCGCCUGCGUUGCAGCUGAGAGGCGCAUCUGACCCACCAUCCACAUUUUCACUCACAACAACACCCCCACUUCCUCACGGUUGCUCUCAAGCCCCCCUCCGUCAUCAGCAGACCCAAUUCCCAUCAUGCACGCCGUUAAUCCAGCAGGGAUUAUGGGGUCGUAUUCCAUCACUACAAUCGACAUCCCAGCGUACUUCCUCGUCGUCGCCCUCAGCAACAUGUUCUCCUUGUACUCGACCAUCCACGGCUCCUCCUUUAUCUUGUUCCCAAAUCAAUUCGUCCGAAGGACAGGUGUCGCUUGCACCUCGAUUCUCAUUUGGUCGAACAUCGGAAAAGUUAUGGGACCAUCGCAUAUUUUUGCAGCAACGCAAUCGUGUUGUCAAGCGGCCUAUUGGCGACAUGGAGUCGGACAACGACGUAGACCCUAUCUACCAAAACGAGCCGCGCCCCAUGAAACUGGUUUUGGAUGUUGAACAGGCCAAAACUUGGAUAUACCCUACUAAUAAGCCUCUCCGCACAUAUCAGCUGAACAUUGUAAAAAAGGCUCUCUUUGACAAUGUGCUCGUGGCACUCCCCACCGGUUUGGGAAAGACGUUUAUUGCGGCUGUUGUCAUUCUGAAUAUGUUUCGAUGGUUUCCGCAAGGCAAGAUCAUCUUUGUCGCCCCAACGCGCCCACUUGUCGCACAGCAGCAGCAGGCGUGCCACAGCAUCUGCGGUCUGCCAUGGGACACGGCCAUCGAGCUCACAGGCUCGAAGAAACGCACUUUACGAGAUGAUGAAUGGCAUGCAAAGCGAAUCUUCUACAUGACGCCGCAGACAUUUGAAAACGACUUGCUCUCAAGCACAUGUGACCCAAGUGAUGUGAUAUGCGUCGUCGUCGAUGAAGCGCACCGUGCAACAGGCAAUUACGCCUACUGCAAAGUCAUGCGACAUCUUAUGUACUAUAACCCGCAUUUCCGUGUUCUUGCGCUGACAGCAACCCCAGGGAAUAGGCCUGAGCGGGUGCAAGAAGUCGUCACUAAUCUACAUAUUAGUCGCAUUGAAAUACGCACAGAGGACGCUCUCGAUAUUCAGCCGUACCUGCACAGGAAAAGAGAGGAUGUCGUGCACGUGCCUCUCUCUGAAACUCACGCACAACUUCGCUCUACGUGGGCUGCGCUCAUGCGGCCCCAUUACGAAGCGCUGGAAAAGCACGGGCUUUUGCAUGUGAAUGACCCAGCAGAUGUCCGUGCAUUCACCGUUCGGUCGAUCGCUGCUCAGCCACAUGGACGUGCAAUUUUACAGAGCAAACCAUUUCUCUACGGUGCCAUACAAAAACUCGCGAACAUGGCACAAAAUAUGCAAUAUUUGACUGAAUUGUCUGUGCGUCUGUUUUGCGAUCGUGCUAUCGACAUGUUUACUUCAACUCCGUCAAAAAACCGCCAUGAACGCAUGCAAGGCAAUGCCAGUGCCAAAAACAGCACUAGUAUCAAUAAAUUACUCACCUACAUUCAGCAAGUGCGGGACGACUCGGGACUUAUUGUGCAUCCAAAGAUGAAGAGACUUGCCGAGAUCCUUCAAUCGCACUUUGCUCGCGAGUUCACUCAUACGUCUCGCGCGAUCGUAUUUUGCACGUUCCGUGAGGUUGUGCAUGAGAUUGUCGAGUUGCUCAACCAAAUUGAUCUGCGUGCUACACCAUUCAUCGGGCAAGCAAGUGACUCAAAAGGCCAUCGCGGCCUCUCGCAAAAGCAGCAAGAGCAGGUCGUUCGCGCAUUCAAAGACGGCCAUGUCCAAAUACUUGUAGCCACCUCGAUUGGCGAGGAAGGUCUUGACAUCGGCGAAGUCGACUUAAUUGUGUGCUAUGAUGCAGUGCGCGACUCCGUCCGUGGCCUUCAGCGCAUUGGACGAACAGGUCGAAUGCGGGAUGGCCGUGUCGUUGUGAUGACGACCGCAGAGCGUGAAGAGUCCAAUUGGAAUCAGUCAAAGGCUUCAUACAAGAAUAUCCAGAACUUGGUCCGACAUGCAAAUACCAUCGAGCUGUACACAGACGUGCCACGUCUCGUGCCAAGUAGCUUGCAGCCUGAGCCUGUUAUGUGUGAGGUUGAGCAGCCACCGCAAGAACCCGAGCAACUUCGUUUGUCACACCCUAAGCGCGAUUCUAAGCAGUCACGCCUGCCGCGCAAACCGCGUGGACAGCCGGUCCCGAACGAUGAACGAAGACGCUUCUGCUCAGCAGCCGAGCUUCAUCGUCGCUAUGAUGAGCACCGGGAGGGUGAACCUACAAGCUUACUGACUCGUCCUGCCAUGCCCAUGUUGGCGCCACCUCGCGCCUCACUCGAAGCAUCCUCAUCCUCUGCAUCCGCUGCCGCAUCGUCAGUUUCGCGCAGUCCACUUGCUUAUGCGUUCGUCUUCACUCAGCGGCACAGCAAAUCUCUCUGA